AUAUAGUCGAAUGAUCCUGUCAUUUUGAAGUAACCCUCAAUUUUUUUUAACCCUCGUGUCGUGUGUAUACGUUAUGUUUUCCAAAUCUUUACAAUAUCAAAAAUUUACUUAUCAAGAUUAUUGUAAAUUACUACAAAUGAAUAAAAUAUGUCUAUCAUAAUAAUACGAAAAGGGCUUGAAGCAACAUUGAGUGACAGCAAAAAGAAAUACGGCGACAAGGUGAAUGCACUUUUGUCCGCCUGGGAACAUGUCACCAAUUUUAUUCCUGCGGCAUCCCCAGAUACAAUUCAGGCUCUCAUAGAAUGGGCCCACAAACAUACGCUGAAAUUGGUAUUGCGUGGGGAAUGGCCAAAAUUGCAGAAUGCAACAAAGACGCACCUCAGUGUAACGUUAAAAAGGUGCGCGGAAAACCUGGAGAACCACCUCGCAUCCAGGUGCACAACAUUAGUCGAUUUGGUGCACAAUCCUUGGUCGAACCCUGCCCUCGAGAAAAUACUUAACGGGCAACCGGAUGGCGAACAUGAAGAAGAGUUCUGUUGUUCGGAAAAAGGCGAGUUAUUGACAAUGAGGUUAAAGAUACUUUGCGAAGACCGCUGUGAGGACAUAGCGGUUAAUCUCGCAGCAGCUUGUGUCCGAUCGCUGAGUAGAAGCGAAGCUCUACGUUCUGCUUCUGAACUCCAUCAUGUUCAAUAUAUGAUUGAUGUGUACAUUGUCCUCUUGUUCAAAUUGAAACGCACGCAAGACAUUUUCGCUCAAUUAAAAUUAAUGAACCUUGAAGAUGGACUCGAACUUGUUCAACGACUCAGCGGCGAGAAACCAACAAAAUACGGAAAGGCAAGAGUUUGGAAAAAUUCUGCAAAAGCUGCCGAAUUGGUCGUACAAUAUCUCGUGACCGUUGGAAUGGUUCGUCCUGUAUCCGAUACCGGUGCAAAUACACUCGAGCAAAUUUUAAACUCCUGGGCAUUGUUACAUUCGAAAUUAAAAGAAACUGCAUCCACUUUACCUGGAAUGAUUCGAAAAUUAAUAGAACCCGCGGAAAGUGCUCAGCAUAUUUAUAUUUUGUGCACAGUACUGAUGAAGCACUUUGGAGUGAGUGUAAAACCUCUCGUGAUUGAACUUUACAUUAGAGCAUUGACCACGGAUAUGAACGAAUUGGAAAGUCAGAAAACAAAAGCAGACAAGGAAAAAGCUCGUGAAACAGCAAAGCGAUUAAGUGUGCAAUUUUUAAAAUUAGCCGAUUUUGUUGUUAGUAAUAUUGGCAUUGCCAGGGAAUGUGUACUAACGGCAUUUUCAUUAAAUCCCACAAGAGAAUGUUACGAUAGAAUAAAAGAAAUUGCUAUUGCUUGUGGGAAAAUUAAAAAGGAAAUCGAUGUAAAUGGAGAGGAUGAAGAGAUUAAGAGGUUUCAAAACAUGUCAAAUAGCUCGAUAAAUAAUGUGAAUGAGAGAAAAGAUAUUUCUACAGUGGGCGAUUUUAGUACAACAAAUUUGGAUGGUAAUGUGGAAAAUUUAACAUUGUCCUCGAUGUGUGCAUCUACUACUGCUACUCAAACAAUAAGGAAAAAUAUUGAACUUCAAAGUGAAUCGAGCAAGAGCUUCCAGAAUACAGACGAGAUACUUAAAACUCUUCUCACGACAACCAUUAAAACUGAGGGGAUAAAAGUCGAAAAUUGUACUUUACAUCCAAAAAGAGAUCCAUCAUUAAAUGGACCUAUCGGUGAAUUAUGUUUCAAUUGUGGUGAAUUCACUGGAAUUGAACCUACUCCAACAUCGCCUGAGAUAAAUAACGUGGAGAGAACACUGGACGCUUUGAUUUUAAUUAAAGGUGAUGCCGUUACGGGUUCGGCCAAUUACGACGAGAAAACUGUGCCAAAUCAAGUACUAGAUGCGGAGAAAUUAGGAUUAUCGCCGCAACUUUGUGAUGAUCUUGCAGUAGUUCUUAGUAGUCCAAGAUAUCAUAUGCUCAGUUGGGUUUUGGAUUGGAAUGAGUUGAAUAAUCUUUGCGAGAGGUAUCUCGAGAAUGCUGAAGAAAUGCGCAAUACAAAUAAAGAACUGAAAUAUCUCAAUAUCGAUUAUUCACAAUUUAAAGAUUGGCCGACGGAAGAUGAAUCGAAAGAUGAAUUUUUUGGCAUUGAGAAAGGCUACGAGCAAUGGGCCGACAUUCCUUCGGAUUCGUCGGAACAAUUUGGAAGUUUUCAACCAGCAGGAAACUACAAGAGGACUACAGCUCGACGCAGUCUGGACGACACGACUGAUUCCGAAAGUGAGUGCGUUGUUCCAGUCCGGAGGCGUGGAAGACCGAGAAAAGUCCAUCGCGUCGUAUCGUCGGAAAGUGAUUAUGAUAGUACUGAAAAUAAACCAAAACAUUUUAUAAAUAGAACCUUGUCAGUAUCAGAUAGUGAUACAAAUACUCAAGAUAGUCAAACUGAUAGUUUAGGCAGCGAUGGAUUUAGGCCAGUUGCGAAAAAGUCGAAUAAACCGUGUGGCAAUGAACAGAGUAAACAACGUGGAAAAUCGAAAUUAACUCUGGAUACGGUUUCGCAUUUUCAUAUGCUCGUCAAUGAAGCAAUGCGACAUCCCGCGGAAGAUGUGAGUGGUUCGGAUGUCAGCAGCAAUGACAUUAUUACCCUCUUCUCGGCCGAUCUUGAUGAAAACAAAAGAGAAACAAUUAAAGGUUCUAGUUACACUGCAGCGGCUCCUCUUAUUAUAACUGAGAAACGGAGUGACCCUGCUGUUUUGAAAUCACUGAGAAUGUUUAGGCCGAAGAAUAGUAAAAAGCCGAGGCUUUCGCAAAUAUUGCAGAAAAAUUUAUUGAACAAAAGUAAAGAUAAUAAUAAUAUUAACGAUAAUUCAAACAGUCCCACGAAAUAUGCACCAAUGCUCAGUACAUUGAAUCUUAAUCCAAAGAUUGUUCUCACUAGAACCGAUGAUGUCCAAGGAAAACGGAAACCAGCAAAGAAACAGUUCAACGGAAACGAUCUUACGAGCAAGCUGAUGAACAUUCAGAAAGCAAUACCUUUCCAUCAGAACAAGAAUAUGGUGGCAUUCCAGAAGCAGAGAAAUGGACGUGUCAACAGCAACGCGGGAUCUAUGGAUGGUUGUUCCGUCAAGUCCAACUUGGGUAAGACCAAGUUCGAUAUUCUUGCGCAGGCAGUUAGGGACUCUGAUAUACUGGCGAAAAAUGUUCCCGGGCUGAAUUCGUUAGACAUGAUGGUUCCUCCAAGAGUGCAAUCCACUGUCAACGUCGUACAACUUUCGAGAAAUAUUCCACCGAGUCCCAACACCGUGUCAGGAAAUAGCGGAAACACGCCGCCGAGAAAUCGCACCUCCAGCAAUACAGGCAACAUUCAGUUGCCCGGCACACCGUCCUCGGGUGGACACGACAGUGGCGUUGGAAUGAGUCCGGCAGGUCAGACCCCUCCGCCCAGGUCGUCGUCCGUGCACGACGUCGGGGACGAGGCUAAUCAACCUCCGGACGCUUCUCCCACCGACUCGAUCAACGCCUCAACUCUUGAGCCCGACAGUCCUCGAACAAUUAACAACCAACGUUCCGCUCAGAGUCAGUCUCCGAAAAAGUCACCUUCACCCUCAACCACAACGGCCACGACCGUGCCCAUCGGCUCCGAGCAAAUACAAAUUGUCUGCAAACCCGACGGCACCUACCAGCUUGCCUCCGUCAAUCCGAAUAUUCUCACCAACCAGAGAAGUGUCCUGGCACUGCAAAACCUCGACGACGGAACCGUCGGCUUCUCAAGGCAAUUGCAGCGCUCCGCCGACUCGUCAAUUGUCGUCAAUCGGAACACCUUCGACAGGCUCGCGCCCAUCAAGGCCACUUCUCAAGCCGGAGUCAACACCGGCCUGCCGAAAUUCCAGCACGCCUUCGGGAAAACCAUUUACACUCUAUCGACUGACACCACGACAGUUGCCGCAUCUUCCACGACCGAAACCAUCACGCAACCAACGAGCGUGCAGAAGGCCACCAAUCUCUCCAAAGCCGUUCAGACGUCGGUGCCGAGCACCCAGGCCAACGCCGGACUCAGCAUACAGUCCAUCGCCGGCGUUCCGAACCUCCAAGUUUCCACUGGUCGCCAAAUACUAAACAUCGUUCAGAGUUCGUCAGCCAGCAGCACCACCACUCCCACUGCUACCCAAACCCUCACCCAACUCGUCCAAAGCAUGCAUAACGCUUCUUCCGGUGUAAUCUACACCCACAAAAUACCCGUAACCAUAUCCACCACGAAUCCCAGCCAGCUCAAUAUCAUCACGCCCACCAAUUCACUAACCGGAAACCGAACGCCAGUCGUCAAGCUCAACAUCAUCAGGGCGCCGAUCCGGCAGCAGAACAUCGGCACCAUCCAGGCGGUGCUCGCCACUCCAAGAAUGCCGCAGCCGACCGUCAGGCCCGAGACGCUCAUCAACGCUCCCAUCGACGUUCCGAACCAGGUCAGCUCAACCACCCUGGAGCAACUCCGCGAAUUCGAGAGUGUCCUCGAGCAAGUCAAGGAGCGCAGCACGAUCCAACCGCAGAACCAGAACACAACCACCACCACCGUUCAGACCCAAACUCAAACCGCGCCGAGUCCCCAGCUGACCCAAACGAAACCAACUCAGCAAGCCUCGGUCAGCACUCUGACUCAACAACUCCUCAUCCCGACCCAAGCCGCCAACAGUUCGAAAUUCAGCAACGGCAACACCGUCACCUUCCCCGACUCCUUCUCCCAAAAAGUCUCACUCGCCUACGUCAACCAAACCUCAACGCCUCCGAAAGUCACCAACUCCACUCCCGUCGUCGUAGUGACGAGCUACUGUCAACCCGCCGCCUCUCCCGCCCUCAGCGUCACCUCCCAGAGCUCCUCCAGUCCCUGCGUCACUCCCGCUCCCGCACCAACUCCAAUCCCAUCCGGCAAAACACCGCCCACCGCUUCUCCAAAGUCCUCGAAAAAAUCCACCCCAAAGACUGUCAAAACAAGCGCCACCAACACGGCAAAGGCCUCGCCGAUACCAAAGCCCCAGCAAAAGCCCCAAGAGGACGAGAAAACAGCGCAAAGAAUCUACGCCAUCCUCACCCAAUACGCCGAACAACUCCGCAACUCUCCCGAUCUCAACAACAAACCAGCGCCCCGAAGACGCUCCAAUCCACCCACAAAUCCUAGUCAAUCAUCAAAACGAAAGAAGUCCAGCUCCGGCAAAUCCAAAUCAUCCGGUCAACAAUCCUCCGAACUCAGCCCCAGCGCCGAGGACCUCGGCCGAACAAUGGGCAGCGAAGACUCCUCCAGCGGCAUCGCCCAAGUGCAAGACAGUCCAGCCGGCUUCACCACCCCCGACGAACCCUCAACAGCAGCCAACGACUCGACCCCCGAGAAUCGCACCACCACCGACUCCAACGACGGCGUCGAACUCAACCAAUCGAUCAAGAGGCGGAACCUCAUAUUCACCGAGCCGAGCACCGGCGGCCAGCGCGCCGUCAUCGUUCAAGAAUCCGUUCAAGCCGGCUCCGUGAGCGUUUCCGAGGCUCUAGCGUCCGUCACCGGGAAAAUGGGUAGCACAGCCGUUCUCAUGUCAGGUAACUACCAAAUUUUACCAAUGAAUUUAAUGAAAGGUGCCCAGCAAUUUACCAUAGUCUCCGGAGGUUCGAAAUUAUUAGCAACAGUCCCAGCGACCGUACGUACAACCGGAACCAGCGGCGUCUCAAAUGCCCUCGUUCUCCAAAGUUUCCUCAAUCAGGGUAAACUAAUAUCCCAACCAACUCAAGUAAAACAAGUGAAAAUUCCCACUCUCCAAUCAUUGACAAAUCAAAACACGCAGAGUGCAACAAUUGUCAUUCCUCAAAGCCCAGCUCAAUUCACCACCGACUCUAUCGAGAAAAGCAAUGAGUUGAAAGAAACCACAACUCAGAAUACAAUUUUGGUGAAUAAGACAAUUGGUCUCAUUCAAAGAAAUUUAACCGAUGUGGGCGGUGUUAUAACCAGUAAUCCACUGCAAGGCGCACGAUUUUUUAACUCAACCAUCGCAAAAUUAUCCACACCAGGCGAAAUUAAAACCGAGAGUGUUGUAUGCUUAGCGUCGAGUGUAAAUAAUCAGGAAAAAAGAAAUCACGAUAAUUCGACGACGGAGGGGAAAAGUGUCUCCAUACAGAAUGCUACAAUUGCAUUGGCUUAUGCAACGCCAACUGAAGUUUCUGUUAUUAAUUCAACACAUCAAAGUAAAGAAGUAGCGACGGAAAUUUCUGGUAGUGAUAAAAUUAUUUCACCUAAAACUGUUAAGAGAAAAAUUGAUGAUACAACAACAAGUUUGUCUGAGAAUAUUCCAAGGAUUUUAAUUGCUGGAAAUAAUGCGGUUACAAGCGCAAUUACAACACCGCUACAGGCUAAUAUUAAACUCGAACCGGGUACAACAAUGUCUUCUGUGAGCAAACAGGUGAGCAACUUGGAGAAUGCGACGCAAUUUCUUAUGACUGGUGGUCCAAGCAGUUCCGACAGUCAACAAUCACCAAUAAGACAAUCAAUCGAUUCAAUUGACACGUCUGGAAAAAUUGGAAAUGGAAUUCUCUGUGGAAAUGCAAGAUUACAAGAAGCCUGGGAACCGGACAGGAAACCAUCGCCCGACACACCCUGGAGAUAUGUUCCCACGUCGAACAACUCUUUAAACAUCGAACCCUAUAAAAUUUCAUCAAGGGACUCGGAGAGUACGGACAAUGUCCUGCAAAUCAUCAAUAAAAAUCAAACCAUCGAAUUGGCCAGUGGCAAUGUUUUCCAGCCGAAUGCAAAAAAGUACUUCAUUAAUCAUUCUCUCGAAACGUAUCAACAGUAUUCGAAUAAAAAUAGUCUCGCAAAGUCACAUCCAAGUCAGAGGGAAUUAUUGCAACAGCGAGCGGAAAGAAAGAACGCGGCUCUAGAGCGUGAAUUGAAAUUACAAAAAAGUUUGUCCGAAGAGUGUGAGGAUCUUGGAGUCGACGAGCCAAGUACUAGUGAUCUAUUUCCCGAAGCCGAUUUACUUUUCGAUAACAAUCAUUCACCGUCGUUUGAUCAUUCCUCGCAGGACGCGUCCUGCAGUCAAUCGCUUGGCAUCAAACCCUACGGAUCGUCUUACUUUCGAUCCUUGGAUUCGUCGAGCGGCAGUAGAGACGCCAGUCCAAUUGCCGAUCUCAAGGCGAACGAACGCAGGAGAAAUGUUGUUCAACGAACGAGAACACUGAAGGACACUGUGAAGCGUGCAAAACGCGAAAAAGUCGACGAGUUACACGUGGUAAGUCCAGUGAAACACAUGAGACUCAGUCUCGACAAUCUUAGUCAGGACGAUGCUUCGAACAGUAAUUCCGACUUGUCCCGAUUGUCGCCUGGAAACAUUCCCUCGACUGAAAACGACUCUUCCAAAGAUAAUACAACUUCCAGGCCAAAAUUGAAUUCAAGACGUGGAUCAAAGGAAGGCACUCCCAGUAGUCUGUCAAGCACUCCGUCGAAUAUCAAACUCGACAUCGACAUCGACACUCAAUCGCUAACCGCUGAAGUCAAUACCAACAACACGUCAAUCACAAGUUCGGGGGACGAGAGUCUCACGCUCCUCGGCAGUAACACUGCCGACGUGACAAUUCCAUCGCCUCUCUCGCCAAUCGCCGGGCCAUUGCUCUCAACGCACAAAUACACCUAUUCAAACAAAAAACGUGCGACCACGAAAAUCACGAGGACCGAAUAUCUCUCCUGGGAGAGUCCAAUGUCGGAGAGGACAAGAUCGAGCAGUGAGGACGACGACUCGAGUAUUAAUGAGUCACUCAACAGUCAACCGGAGGAUAAUACCAUGACGAACGGUCUCGACGACGUGGUGCGCAAUGUCAAAAUCACCAGCGAUCAUUGUACUUACCUGAAGGCCAAGGACAAGUUACAUGUGACGGCGCGCGUCGUCCUGAAUCGCGCCGAUCCCAAGCACAUGCUCGCCAAGAGAUUCAAAACCGACUCAAUUGCCGAGGCGAACGUCAUCAGUGACAAAGCAUCCGAACCAUCCGACGACGAGACGAGUCAUCACAAUACGUCAGUCGAGCCCGACUGUCGGGCAAGGCGAUCGAGUCUUCGCGGCCACGUCAAGAAGGGCUGCGCCUGCUGCAACGGCUCGCCCGAGAGGCCAAAGAAAAAACCCGUCAAGCUCGAUCACAAACUGAAGAAGAGACUUUCAUCGAAGCAAUUGGGCAAGAAAAGGUAGUCCUAGCAAUUAUACUCUGAUUUUAAUAUUCUCCGAUCAUUUGUAUUCUGAUUCGACACAUUUCUUACUUAUCUUUUAAUUCAAAAAACUGAAAUCAGAAAAUUUGUGAUUUUUUUCUGAUUUCAGUUUGAAUUAUAAUGAUAAUCGUAAUUAAAUGCCCGGUGCUCGUAAUUUUUAAAUUUCUCGAGAAAACAAUUCUUUAAAUUAAAGGAUGGAAAAUUCUCCUUUUUGAAUAUUAAUAGAAAUAACGUUGAAUAUUAUUAUCUCGCGAGGGUUUAAGAAAAAAAAACAAUUUAUUAGAAUUCUUGAUAAGAGUAGAGGUCAUCCUUUUACUUUUAGGUGUUAAUACAAUUCUAGUGAUAGUGUGAAUCAUUUUGUGAAUGACAGAAUUAGAAUUUAAAAGAAAAAAAAUGCAACUAAUUAAGAAACAUUUAGAAAUGCAAUCUAGUCAAAGGGUGUGAGGCUCGUUGGAUGAAAAUAUGUAGAGAGAGAGAGAGAGGCGAAAUAAUCGAUUUUUUUUCCUAAAAAAGAAGAAAAAAGGGAACUUAUCUGCAGCAUCCAUCAUGUGAUGCAAAAAUAAAAAUUUUGCGACAGAUUAAUCGGGCCAAAGAUCAAAUGUUUCGUACACAUUCCGUUUUUCAAUCGAGACCAUCAUCUUUUUUUUCAAAUCAUUUCUUCAUUCAUAAUUUUUCUAUUUAUUUAUGUGUAAACUUUUAAAUCAUCAAGUAUUUCGAUUUAAUUUUGAAACUACAGUUUGACUUUAGUGUAUACCCUCAGGGAUUCUGUUAACUUGUUUUCAUUAAUAUUAUUUUCUUUAUUGUAAAUAUUUUCAUAAAGAGAAAAUUCGUAAAAACAUUUUUCUUCAUUCUUUCCACUUGUGAAGGUUUAUUUUUAUUUUUCUAGUUUCUCUUUUUUUAGACGGAAAUCUUAAGUAAAUUUGUGAUCUUUAUUUUCCGUGCCAUUUUUUUCGUUCGCUCGGAACGAAUCUGAGAUACUUACACUGUAGUUUUCUAAUUAACGGUAUUAUUUAAUAUAUAUUCGUGAAUGAUUUAUGACGAUGAUUAAUGAGUCGGAUCACUUGUCUUUUCUGGCCUGAUUGUCACACACAGUGCAUGUAUAAAAAAAAUUCAUACUUGUACAUUAUUGUAGACUGCAUAGAUAAACUCGUUAAAAAAAAUUAUAUUACAUCGCUGCACUUUAGUACAAAUGCUUUGUCUGAUUUAAAAACAAAAUGAAAAAAAAAAGAAAAAAAAACAACAACUACAACAAUAAUAAACAUCAUGUUUAUAAUCAUAUUUCCACGUGCCCUUGUGAUGUGUGAAUGCCUGCAGUUAAUCAUUUAAUUACCGUAUCCACUUGUGAAAACAAAGACGGUGAAACUUGCAAUGUUUGAAAUUUAAUAUAUAAAUAAAAAAAUAUAUAUAAACAAAUAUAUAUAUUAUAGUUAGUCUAUUUACAAUAUAUUGGUAUUUAUAUACGUUUUAUAGCUGUAAAUAUUUGUUUUUGUUGAAAUCAAAGAAAAAAAAAAGUUGUAAACAAAUGUUUUUUGGAUGUACUUCAAAUUAGAAUUACGUAUAGAAUUAAAAUACUUAUCAAUAACUCGAAAUGUUGAUUGAUUUGACUAAAAAAAGAAAUACUCGAGUUGAAUAAAUCGGGUAAUUAAUAUUUCAAUUGCAAAAUAAUUUUUAAAUCUUUUUUAUAUGAAUUUUUGUGCUAAUAAAAGAAUUGUUCAAAAAGUUUGACUUUAUAUCAAGAAUAUUUAUUUAUAAAUUGAAAAAAUUUCAUAUUUAAAUUUUCAUAUUUAAAUUUUCGUAGUUUUUUCUUAUUUUUUGAUACAAUUCUUUCCUUGCUUUUUCUCUACUUAUUUUUGUUGGUUUCACCGUCGAUUUGCAAAAUGCCAUUUUUCUCGUUUUUGCGUUUAAAUGUUGUAAAAAUGCGAGAUUUUUGCUAUUUCUAAAAAUUAAGAGCGACAACUAUCUUCCUGUACAUUAAAUAAUGAAAAAAAAAUUUAGAAGAAGAAAAAAAAACUUGUCAAUAGACGCGUAUUUUUGAACUUCAAAGACUUAAAAACAAAAAAAAUCAUAUUUGAGAAGUGAGAAAAGGAAAAAAAAAAUAUGAUGAAAAUUUUAUUUGGCGGUGAUAGUGCGGCCUUUUGCCGUUCCUUAGUCGUACCAACGCAUUUAUAUGAUAAGAACAUGAAAAUAAAGAAAAUCUUGUAAACGCAUUAAGUAAUAAAAAAUUUUAUCGUAAGACAGCAACAAAGUUUUCCAAAGUUAGAUUCAGGUACUUAAGAUGCUUAAAUGCUGUUAAGGAUAACUUAGAUUUUUUGUAAUACGUACAUUUCUUAAGGUUCAAGAUUUGUCACUUAAAGAAAAAUGAAAAAUAACACUUUACCAGUAUUUGAAGCGCUAUACGUUGUACCGUAGCAAGAAAAGCGAUAAUUCGAAAUGAAUUUAUAAAAAAAAUUGAAGACCGAUAAACUGCGAAUUGAUAGGUAUUGGUCAAGGUAUUGUCGUUUAGCACAAAUUACUAUAGAAUGACAAAGAAAGCAAAAAAUAAUAAUGAUAAAUGAACGAAAUAACAAGUGUAAUCAGUCAAAAACAAUAUACUCUUUCUUGACAACUUAUCUCCGAUUUCGAAGAAAACAUUUUAGACAGUUUCCGAUAUUUAUUAAUUCUUUCUAUACAAACUUAAUUAUAAUAUUUAAAAUCAGAUAUUGUGAAUUAAAUAGAAAGACCUUGAAUUAUUAAAUUAUUUAUUUUUAAUAAUUAUUAAUAAUUAAAACAAAACUGAGUAUUUUGAUUUUGAUUGCUUGAUUUUUGAGACAAACUAACAGCUUACGGUUUACAAUUUAAAAAAAGAAAAAAAACUGCUCUGUAAAUACCUAAAUAAUAACAAGAAAUGAAUGGUUCUUUUUCUAGAAAUUAAUGUACUAUAUGAAUGAUACAUAAAAAAAAAUUAUAGUGACAUGUAAUAAACGAUGAUGUAUUUGUUGAUGAAGCGCAUUAGUAUUGGUACUACUAUAUCAAUUAAGAUAGUAAUUUAUAUAUAUACAUAAAUAUAUAUAUAAAAAAAAUUAUGUAUGAGUGUGAGAAGGAGAAAUGCACAAAAGACGUGAAUUAAAAAAAAACGUCUCAAUAUAGUCGUUGUUUGUCGCGAGUACCAAAACGUAAAUGCGACAGCGGUUGCGAAUGAAUAUCAAGCGAGAGAAUGGAAAAAAGAAAAUAAUAUCGAUUUCUUUUACGGCUUAUAAAAGUAGUGUCCCGUCGGUUUUAUCUGUCGAAUAAAAAAAAAACUAAAUACUCAGUGGAUAUGACUGUACAGCGUAUCGAUGAAUACUUAUCUGAAAAUAAUACAUAUAUCCAAGAAAAAAAAAUAAUUCCUUUUUCAAGUGGAAAUAAUGAGGAUAACAUAUUGUAAAUAAUAUUUUCUAUAUAAUGGACACGUCGUUCAGUAAGAUCGACGGUUCGACAAAAAAAAAAACCUUGCAAUAUUAUAAUAAUUCUUUCAAGUGAUAGGAUAGUGUUUAAUCGUUUUAUGUAAUGUAACGAGAGGGUAUGGCAGAAUAAAAACGAAAGUUCUGUAUUUAAA
Molecule: messenger RNA, 11781 nt
Organism: Leptopilina heterotoma
Lineage: Eukaryota; Metazoa; Arthropoda; Insecta; Hymenoptera; Figitidae
Exons: 8
Coding region: 148-8190 (2680 amino acids)
Source: RefSeq, a predicted model, not a curated record